AUGAGCAGAUCAGAUUCACCAGUUUACUCAAUAUUUAGAGGAAAUGAUCAAUUGGAAGCAUUACAUAUAGGUAUAUCAGGUCUUAUCGGUGUUGGUAAGACAACAUUAUGUACAGCAUUAGGAAAAGUUUUGAAUUUACCAACUUAUUAUGAAGGUGUUAUCGAUAAUGCAUAUCUAGAAGAUUUCUAUAAGGAUCCAAAGAAGUAUAGCUUUCCUCUACAGAUCUACUUGUUGAAUCAACGAUUUCAACAACAGCAAUUGAUCAUCUGGCAAGGCAAAGGUGGUGUACAGGACAGAACGAUAUACGAGGACAGUGUUUUCGCAAAGAUGCUCAUGGAGAGUGGCAAUAUGGAGAAGAGAGACUACGAAACCUAUUGUUCGAUGUUCAGGAACCUUUCAAACUUUAUGAGAAUACCCAACUUGAUCGUACACCUCGAUGUCUCACCACAAGAAUCACUCAAUCGCAUCAGACUACGUAACCGAGAUUGCGAAAAAGGAAUUACACUCGAUUACCUCGUUGCUCUAGAUCGUGCCUAUCAAGAGUUCCUCCAAGACAUCUCAAAGUAUAUAGCUGUGAUACGUGUUAAUUGGGGUGAAUAUAAAGAUGCUGAAGAAUUAGCAGCUGAAAUCAAAAAAGAAUAUUUAAAGAUGAGAAAUAUUCAUAUGAGAAAAACAGUUAUACAUAAUGGUGAAGUGAAACAGAUAGAUGUUAAAAAUAUAUAUGAAAGAGAGAAAGACAUGGAUGAUACAGAUGUUGAAUUUCAUUACUUUUUCACUAAAGACAAUAUUAAAAUUAAAUUCUUUAUAUGGUUAUUCUUUCAAUAUCUGGCAGUUAAGAUUGAAUUUGGUGCUGUAUUCUUUGUUAUAAGUGUCGCUGUAUAUAUGUUUAGAAAUCUAGGUAAAAAACAAAAGAAUAUAAGAAAGAUGUCGAGAAAGUUAACAAAGCAAGAAGAAGAGAGAAUCACUCAUGCCAUCAAUAAGAUGCAGAUGAAAGAGGUCAUCAAUACCACUUUCCAAAUCACCAAUCACUGUUUCGAAGCCUGCAUUAACAACUUUAGAUUGAGAAAGUUGGACAACGACGAAGAAUUGUGUGUAUACAAAUGUAUCGAAAAGAACGAGAAAUUCGCUAUGGUACUCGCUGAGCACUUUGCCAAGAUUGAACAACAACAAUAA
Messenger RNA from Heterostelium album PN500, 1173 nucleotides. It is a transcript of the gene dak, whose product is annotated as deoxyadenosine kinase. Gene Ontology annotation, molecular function: deoxynucleoside kinase activity. The transcript is spliced from 7 exons. NCBI's taxonomy places the organism in Eukaryota, Evosea, Eumycetozoa, Acytosteliales, Acytosteliaceae. Bases 1 to 1173 code for a protein of 390 amino acids. Gene Ontology annotation, cellular component: cytoplasm; mitochondrion. The record is from RefSeq and is a predicted model, not a curated record.